AAUGUAACAACUAUUUAGAAGUUGUCAUAUGUCAAAGUUUGAAAAUCAUUUCAUCAAGCUCUACUAAUUUGCUCAUAUCACGCUGAAUUAUAUUUGCCCAUGUAACCAUUUUGAGUUGUACAAUCUUUACUAGUAUAUAUAUUCUUUUAUUAAUAUAUAUAUAUAUAUAUUUUUUUUAAAAAAAAAAACUUCUUACAGCACUCCAAUAUCCAAUUUUUAUUUUUUAUUUUGAAAAAAAUGCAGUUAUUCCAGCAACCUUCAUCGAAAUCCCAUAAUUUUUCUCGUUUGAAAGGCUUAGCUAUUCUAUCAUCUUCUUUACUGGUACUAUAUUUCCUCCUUUCAUUAGUUUUCGUAAACACAAAUUAUUUAAGCACAUAUACUUCAUCCCAAUACCUGGUUUCGCCGCCGACCUCACUGGAUCACAUCGUGUUCGGAAUCGCAUCGAACAAGAGGUCGUGGGCAAAGAGGAAGGACUACAUUAAGCUAUGGUGGAAGCCAACACAGAUGAGAGGCUGCGUCUUUCUAGAAGAACGACAACAGGAUUCAGAAAACGACACCGCAUCUCUACCUCCUAUUUGCAUAUCCGGUGACACUUCCCGCUUCCGCUACACUUACCGAGGCGGUUACCGGUCGGCUAUUCGGGUGGCACGUGUGGUUUCGGAGACUGUGGCUCUGAAUCACCCGGACGUGAGGUGGUACGUGUUUGGUGACGAUGACACUGUUUUCUUCCCUGAGAAUUUGGUCAAGACUCUUUCCAAGUAUGAUCAUGGGCUUUGGUACUACAUAGGUACCAACUCUGAGAUUUAUGAACAAAAUGCCUUUUUUGGAUUUGGAAUGGCUUUUGGUGGGGCGGGUUUCGCUAUUAGUUAUCCUUUAGCUAAAGUCUUAGCUAAGGUUUUCGAUUCAUGCAUUGAGAGAUAUCCUCAUCUUUAUGGUAGUGAUGCCAGAAUCUACUCUUGCAUGACAGAGCUUGGCAUUAGGUUAACUCACGAACCCGGUUUUCAUCAGAUGGAUAUACGAGGGGAUAUAUUUGGUCUACUGGCAUCGCAUCCAGUUACUCCAUUGGUAUCCCUACACCACUUGGAUUUUACAAAUCCCAUCUUUCCAAACAUGUCGACUCCUCAAGCUCUAAACCACUUGUUAAAGGCUGCAAAUGUUGAUUCUCAGAGGAUUUUACAGCAAACGGUUUGCUACGACAGACGGUCUUCCUGGACCGUCGUAGUGUCAUGGGGUUAUGCCGUUCAAGUCUUUCCUGGCCACGUGGCACUGCCGGACGUACUCCACGUGCAGGGGACUUUUCGGCCUUGGAAAAUCAGGGGAGCCACUCUGCUUUCGGGGCUUUACAGUUUCACCACUAGAGUGCCUCACCCGGACACGUGUCGUAGACCCACCAUCUUCUUUCUCGAUGACGUGUCAACUCUACCAACUGAAACAACCACGACCACCUACCGAAAAUCUUUUGUCAAUUGCUCGUACGACGCCGCUUCACCCAGAAGAUUGAGUGGGGUCAGGGUGUUUUCGCAGAAGUUGAACCUUGAUAUCAAACAGAUGCAGGCUCCGAGAAGGCAUUGUUGUGACGUGGCACCCUCUUCAGGUGGUGAAGUAAUGGAUGUGGCUAUAAGAGAAUGCAAAGAAGAUGAGUUGAUACACAUGCAUUCUUGAACAGAGGAGGAACAAGAACAAUCUGCCUUUGAACAAUAGCUCUUUCUUUCUUUAUUUAUUGGAAGAAACACUCUCUCCUUUCUUUUUCCUUUUGGUUACAGCCAUGAGAUUUGAAAGAAAGCGCUUUAAUAAGAGCAAAUCUUUGGGUAUCCAAGUUGCAUUGGCAGGAGAAAGUUGAGUAAGAGAACAACAAAACACUUUAUUCGUUUUGUGGGUAAAACCACCGUUAAGAGAGAGAGCUAGAAAAUAAAUAUUUGAGAGGUGUUAAUUAUAAUAUUUUAUUUCUUAAUAUUUGAGUUUAAAAAUAUAUAUUCAAAUAUUUUUACUAUCUAAUUAUAGUUUCAUCAUUAUUUUUGUAAAAUUUUGAAAUUAUUAUAAUAAUUUAUAAUGUCAAAAAUAAGUUUAUA
Messenger RNA from Cannabis sativa, 2069 nucleotides. RefSeq lists its product as uncharacterized. The transcript is spliced from 4 exons. Gene Ontology annotation, molecular function: acetylglucosaminyltransferase activity. The record is from RefSeq and is a predicted model, not a curated record. Bases 238 to 1662 code for a protein of 474 amino acids. Lineage: Eukaryota; Viridiplantae; Streptophyta; Magnoliopsida; Rosales; Cannabaceae.